Lachancea thermotolerans CBS 6340 is the source of this 1962-nucleotide messenger RNA. It is a transcript of the gene POL12, whose product is annotated as DNA-directed DNA polymerase alpha subunit POL12. Gene Ontology annotation, molecular function: DNA binding. Bases 1 to 1962 code for a protein of 653 amino acids. The record is from RefSeq and is a predicted model, not a curated record. Lineage: Eukaryota; Fungi; Ascomycota; Saccharomycetes; Saccharomycetales; Saccharomycetaceae. The transcript has a single exon. Gene Ontology annotation, biological process: DNA replication; DNA replication initiation. Gene Ontology annotation, cellular component: alpha DNA polymerase:primase complex.
AUGACACUCGAGAACGAGCUAGUCGGCAAAUUUGGGAAGCCUGCUGGUGAGCCAGCGGUUGCUUCCGCGCUCGAAAGCCUCAUGAAGAUUCACUCACUGGACGUCGAGGAGCUUUAUAUUAAGUGGGAGCAAUUUGCGUAUCACCAGAAUGAGCAAAGCACAGCUCUUAACGUGGACAUGAUCAACGCUUUCAAGCAAUUUCUCCAACAGCAGAUUGAAAAGAAGGCCAGUAUGGCGGGUGGUCCAGGUUCCGCGGCUUCUUCCUUGAAGAAGCCAAAGAUGCUAAGGCCAAACGUUUCAAGCCCUUCGCUCUUUGGCUUUGGGGCCCCCAAGACCCCUACUCUGAAGAAGAGAAGGGUAGAUCAAACCCCUACCCAGUCAAACAUAGAGGGCGACACCAUUUCGCUUGCUUCUCCUACUGAAAAGAAAGAGGCGUCCACAAUGCCUCCGAGUGUAAGGUUGGCAGCGGGCGAGUCCCCUGUAACGCCAUCUUUACUGGCCAACAACCCUGAUCCUGGAAAAGUCGUCGACGUUUUUAACUUGGCUGAUAUUGAGGUGUCUGAGGGGCUGAACCUUGACGGCGAAAAGCUGGUCAAGCCCAUUCCAUUUUACGACAGUGAAAAGUACAAAUUCAGAACAAUGCGACAAAAUCUCUUAGAUGUUGCUGACGUUCUCGACGAGCAGAUCGAAAUAUUCACGAAGGUUUUUCAGGACCACUAUAAGACAACAGCCAGCGAUCCCACUAUUCAGUCUCAGUCAGAAAUAACAGCUGUGGGCAGAAUUGUUCCCGACUCUCCUGCUGCGGACGGCAUGCUGAAUACAGAGUCUUUGGCUUUAGAGACUUCGAGAUUAACAGGUAUCGGAAGAAGAAUACCGCUUAACCUUGAGAGGACAAAAGAGGUCUCUUUGUUUCCAGGGCAGAUUGUUGGCGUUCGUGGUAAAAAUGCUAGCGGCGAUUAUUUUGUCGUUGAGGAGUUCCUGCAAAUUCCUCACCUCAAUUCACCCGUUUCCACAGAAGGGGAGCUACAAUCGUUUAACGAAGAUCUUGACGGCAAGUCAAUGAAAGUCGUUGUUACAAAUGGACCUUACACUGCCUCCAAUUGCUUAGAUUUCGGUAAUCUGGAAGAUUUUGUGGAAAGGCUCAAUGAUGGCGUUAAGCCGCAUGUUGUUAUAAUGUUCGGUCCGUUUCUCGAUGUUACCCACCCAUUAGUCGCGUCUGGAAGGAUACCCGAAUUUCCAGGUGUUAAAGUUCAACCUAAAACAUUAGAUGAAGUGUUUACCAAGAUCAUUUCUCCAAUAUUAAGAAAGAUCAAUUCGAAGAUCCAAGUUGUUCUGGUUCCGUCGACAACAGACACUGCGUCGAACCAUGCUGCAUAUCCGCAAGACUGCUUUGACAGGAAACAGCUGCAACUGCCUAAAAACUUCAAGUGCUUUACAAACCCAUCCACAUUUCAGUUGAAUGAACUGUUUGUCGGGUGUUCCAAUGUUGAUGCCUUCAAAGACAUCAAAGAAGUUGUAAAGGGUGGCGCGACUUGCUCUAAGAACAGAUUUGAUAGAAUAGCCGAGCAUAUCCUAAGCCAACGCAGAUUUUAUCCACUUUUCCCGGGCGCAUUGAAGAGAAGAAAACUUCGAUUGGAGGACGGCCAUGAUGUGUGGGAGCAUGUUAGUGGCGCCGAUUUGGAAGUCUCAUAUCUGGGGCUCACAGAAUUUGUUGCAAAUCUCCUCCCAGACUUAGUUAUCAUUCCAAGCGAGCUCUCAUAUUUCACACGUGUAGUGCAAAACGUUCUCUUUAUCAACCCCGGAAUGUUCAUUAGACCUACGGGAUUACGAGGCACUUUUGCCCAGCUUUCAAUCCUGCCGCCAGACUUGGCAGACGGGCGGCUAACGAAAGUUGAAGGAGAUGAAAUGGUAUAUUUGCACAACCUGUGGAAGAGGUGUAGAGUUGAUAUUGUUACUGCAUGA